This is a messenger RNA of Mastomys coucha (southern multimammate mouse), 1411 nucleotides long. It is a transcript of the gene Gapdhs, whose product is annotated as glyceraldehyde-3-phosphate dehydrogenase, spermatogenic. The coding region runs from base 109 to 1299 and encodes 396 amino acids. The transcript has 11 exons. NCBI's taxonomy places the organism in Eukaryota, Metazoa, Chordata, Mammalia, Rodentia, Muridae. Gene Ontology annotation, biological process: glucose metabolic process. Gene Ontology annotation, molecular function: NAD binding; oxidoreductase activity, acting on the aldehyde or oxo group of donors, NAD or NADP as acceptor; NADP binding. The record is from RefSeq and is a predicted model, not a curated record.
GCAAUGUGACAUCAUCAGAAGCUCAGGAGCCACUGGGACCUUGGGAGCUUCACACCUCAGUAACACCACAGAGGGGCCCAAGACAGCCAGGCCAUGAGAUCUUAGGCCAUGUCGAGACGUGACGUGGUCCUUACCAAUGUUACUGUCGUCCAGCUAAGGCGGGACCCAUGCCCAUGCCCAUGUCCAUGCCCAUGUCCAUGUCCAUGCCCGGGUAAGGAGAGUCCUUGGGGGUGGCCCUGGGAAGAGGAGGCCCCUCCCCCUCCCCCUCCUCCGCCACCCCAACAUCCAGCUAAAGAGCUGACAGUGGGUAUCAAUGGAUUUGGACGCAUUGGUCGUCUGGUGCUGCGAGUCUGCAUGGAGAAGGGCAUUAAGGUGGUAGCAGUAAACGACCCAUUCAUUGAUCCAGAAUACAUGGUAUACAUGUUCAAAUAUGACUCUACACAUGGUAGAUACAAAGGAAAUGUGGAACAUAAGAAUGGACGACUAGUUGUGGACAACCUUGAGAUCAACGUAUACCAGUGCAAAGACCCUAAAGAAAUACCCUGGAGCUCUGUAGGGAGUCCCUACGUGGUGGAGUCUACAGGUGUAUAUCUGUCCAUUGAAGCGGCUUCGGCACACAUUUCAUCUGGUGCCAGGCGUGUGGUGGUCACUGCACCCUCCCCCGAUGCGCCCAUGUUGGUCAUGGGUGUGAACGAGAAGGACUACAACCCUGGCUCCAUGACCAUUGUCAGCAAUGCAUCCUGUACCACCAACUGCCUGGCCCCCCUCGCCAAAGUUAUUCACGAACGCUUCGGGAUUGUGGAAGGGUUAAUGACCACAGUCCAUUCCUACACGGCCACUCAGAAGACAGUGGAUGGACCAUCAAAGAAGGACUGGAGAGGGGGUCGCGGUGCUCACCAGAACAUCAUCCCAUCUUCCACUGGGGCUGCCAAGGCUGUAGGCAAAGUCAUCCCAGCACUGAACGGGAAGUUAACAGGAAUGGCAUUCCGGGUGCCAACCCCUAACGUAUCAGUUGUGGACCUGACCUGCCGCCUGGCCCAGCCCGCUUCCUACUCAGCUAUCAAGGAGGCCGUGAAAGCCGCAGCCAGGGGACCUUUGGCUGGCAUCCUUGCUUAUACAGAGGACCAGGUGGUCUCCACGGACUUUAACGGCGAUCCCCAUUCUUCCAUCUUUGAUGCUAAGGCUGGAAUUGCCCUCAAUGACAACUUCGUGAAGCUUGUUGCCUGGUACGACAACGAAUAUGGUUACAGUAACCGUGUGGUCGACCUCCUCCGCUACAUGUUUAGCCUAGAGAAGUAACACAAAAGGCCCCUCCUUGCUCCCCUGCGCACCUGCGGCUCCCCCUCAAAGGAGGGCACGCGGCUCUCGCGCCGCCGCCGGGUCAACAAUGAAAUAAAGACCAGAGUGCGCA